Molecule: messenger RNA, 1598 nt
Organism: Myotis davidii
Lineage: Eukaryota; Metazoa; Chordata; Mammalia; Chiroptera; Vespertilionidae
Gene: LHX2
Product: LIM homeobox 2
Exons: 5
Coding region: 1-1170 (389 amino acids)
Biological process (GO): neuron differentiation; regulation of transcription by RNA polymerase II
Cellular component (GO): nucleus
Molecular function (GO): DNA-binding transcription factor activity, RNA polymerase II-specific; RNA polymerase II transcription regulatory region sequence-specific DNA binding
Source: RefSeq, a predicted model, not a curated record
AUGGACCGCAGGGCCAAGAGCGAGGCUCCCGCCAUCAGCUCCGCCAUCGACCGCGGCGACACGGAGACGACCAUGCCAUCCAUCAGCAGUGACCGAGCUGCGCUGUGUGCGGGCUGUGGGGGCAAGAUCUCGGACCGCUACUACCUGCUGGCGGUGGACAAACAGUGGCACAUGCGCUGCCUCAAGUGCUGCGAGUGCAAGCUCAACCUGGAGUCGGAGCUCACCUGUUUCAGCAAGGAUGGAAGCAUCUACUGCAAGGAAGACUACUACAGGCGGUUCUCAGUGCAGCGCUGCGCCCGCUGCCACCUGGGCAUCUCGGCCUCGGAGAUGGUGAUGCGGGCUCGGGACUUGGUUUAUCACCUCAACUGCUUCACGUGCACCACGUGUAACAAGAUGCUGACCACGGGUGACCACUUCGGCAUGAAGGACAGCCUGGUCUACUGCCGCUUGCACUUCGAGGCGCUGCUGCAGGGCGAGUACCCCGCGCAUUUCAACCACGCUGACGUGGCGGCGGCGGCAGCUGCGGCCGCUGCGGCCAAGAGCGCGGGGCUGGGUGCCGCCGGAGCCAACCCGCUGGGUCUUCCCUACUACAACGGCGUGGGCACCGUGCAGAAGGGGCGGCCGAGAAAGCGCAAGAGCCCAGGCCCCGGGGCGGAUCUGGCGGCCUACAACGCCGCGCUCAGCUGCAACGAGAACGAUGCGGAGCACCUGGACCGGGACCAGCCGUACCCCAGCAGCCAGAAGACGAAGCGCAUGCGCACCUCCUUCAAGCACCACCAGCUUCGGACCAUGAAGUCUUACUUUGCCAUUAACCACAACCCCGACGCCAAGGACUUGAAGCAGCUCGCCCAAAAGACCGGCCUCACCAAGCGGGUCCUCCAGGUCUGGUUUCAGAACGCCAGGGCCAAGUUCAGGCGCAACCUCUUACGGCAGGAAAACACGGGCGUGGACAAGUCCACAGAGGCGGCGCUGCAGACCGGGACACCGUCAGGGCCAGCCUCGGAGCUCUCCAACGCCUCGCUCAGCCCCUCCAGCACGCCCACCACCCUCACAGACUUGACUAGCCCCACCCUGCCAACUGUGACGUCCGUCUUAACUUCUGUGCCUGGCAACCUGGAGGGCCACGAGCCUCACAGCCCCUCACAAACGACUCUUACCAACCUUUUCUAAUGACUCGCACCCCAUCCCCCCCCCAACCUUGGCCCCACAAUUUCUUUAAAAAAGAAAUUAUCUUUAGUUGAAUUCCAAGUGUAUUUUAAAAUAGAGGCUUUGAGCAACUAACUAACCACAUUUUAGGAUCUCGCCUGGAAACAGAGGAAGACAAUAAUUGCGCGUCCGGCUAACGCAGCGGUGUGGACCGAGGAAUUACUUGGAAGAUCUAUCUGCAACACAACAUUUGUGUCACUGUACAGUUUUGUGGACUGAGCGAGGAAGAACAACAAAUAAUUUAAGUUGGCUAGAGCUUCUGUAUUUUCAAAGACUGCCACGUGCCUUAGGAAUACUGUUUUAUCUCCAUACUUCGGACGACUUGUUCAUUUUUCUCUCCCUCUUUUUCUCUCUGUAUAUUUAUGACCAGAGCAAAAAUGUAAAAAAAAGAA